GUGAAAUCAUGUCAGAAUGCUGUAAGUGUUUCUUUUAUAUUCCUCUUUUGAAAUCAGUUGAGAAAACGCUUGGGAACUCACGCUGUUGAAUUGACUCGCCUGAAAUAAGAGUUUCGUAUUUGGACGCAUCAUGCCUUCCGCUCUUAUUCUGAUCACCGACGGCAGCGAGGAGAUCGAGUUCGUAACGCCGUAUGAUGUCUUGACCCGCGCUGGUUUCAAAGUCACGUCGCUCGGCAUCAAUCUCAAGAACGAUUUCGUCACAUGCACACGAAACGUGCGCAUCAUCCCAGACACCACGACUCCGCCUGAAUCGCCUGAGCAUGACAUUCUCAUCCUUCCCGGUGGUGGUCCCGGCGCAAAGACCUUCUGCCAGUCGGACGUUGCUCAGCGGCUUAUCCGAUCCUAUCGUGACGCUGGCAAGUACGUCGCGUUCAUUUGCGCGGCGACGACCGCGCUUGUAGCUAGCGUUAAAGGCGCCGGGAAGACUGAAGGUUUAGAAAGUACGAAAGCCGUGAAAGUAACCAGUCAUCCCAGUGUGAAGAAUGAAAUUGUGAACGCAGGGUGGGACUACGCUCCUGACAACGAAAGGGUAGUAGUGGAUGGUAAGGUGAUCACAAGUCGAGGACCUGGCACUGCUAUGGGGUUCAGCCUCAAAAUUGUCGAAGUCAUGCUGGGCAAGGAGAAAUGCAAGGAGGUUGCUGAGCCGAUGAUUGUAGCACCAGACCUUUUGGCAAGGCUGCUCGGAUAAUACAACGUGAGCUACGUACAAAAUACCUUCUGUGACAUAGCGAGAGUGCUGGAAGAAAAGUUGUGUGGUCAUUGAAUUUGAAUUCAGAUGUCAAAAACCAGUCAGACUGCUGAAUAUGGCAGUGAUAACGGGCUUUUUCUAGGUCACUCCUUGAUAUUCAUGUCCGGCAGCAAAACUCUACCGCGACGCUUGCAAGCGCAACAUCUGCACAAGAUGAUGGACCUCACUCUUGAGUUUCACCGUCGUCAUCCUUUAUUGUAAUAUCGAUUCCCGUGCAUUGCUUGCACAAUGGUGAGAGAAACGGCAAGAUAGG
Messenger RNA from Verruconis gallopava, 1061 nucleotides. RefSeq lists its product as uncharacterized. The transcript is spliced from 2 exons. Gene Ontology annotation, cellular component: nucleus; cytosol. Lineage: Eukaryota; Fungi; Ascomycota; Dothideomycetes; Venturiales; Sympoventuriaceae. Gene Ontology annotation, biological process: protein deglycation, glyoxal removal; guanine deglycation, glyoxal removal. Gene Ontology annotation, molecular function: protein deglycase activity. The coding region runs from base 131 to 748 and encodes 205 amino acids. The record is from RefSeq and is a predicted model, not a curated record.